GCCCUGCAGAGAUCUAAGAAAAAAUUCCAGAAAAAUGAGCAGCAACCUCCAAGGCCAGGCAUCGGUGCAGGGGACAAGGGGUCGUAGCUGGAGGGGCCUAGGUGAGGCUGCCGGGAAGGGACUAUGUGGUUGGUGGAGUGCACAGGCAGGGACUUCACUGGACUUUCCUGUCUGCUCGGCAUGGACAGGCAGCCCAGGAGAAGGCAGCAGGUGGCCGGGUGCAGGGACGUACCACCCCCACUUCCCCAGGGGAGCUGGGGUCAGACGAGUCCCAGGCACUCCAUCCUCUGCAGCAAGUCAGGUUGUGAUUUACUAGGGGGUGGUGAAUAUAAUGGAGAGACUUCUGGGGAGGAAUUCCUGGCUCCCGCGUGGACUUGCAGAGCUCAACAGGCAGCCACGUGGCUGAGUGUCCAGCAAACAUCACAUAAGGCUUUGGGUCCUGCAGGUGGGGCUGCCAUGAGCAGCAAGCUCAGUCCAGAAGAGCAGUUCCUCUCCAGGAUCCACUUCCUGCGCACUUUUAUGUGCAGUGUAGCUGGAGCAGAGCUCCCCGGAAUUCCACAGGCAACUGAGAACGGAGAGGGAUGCAGGCCAGCCAGGGAUCCAGCGUCUUCCCCAUCGUCACUCUUCAUGGCCUCCGUCUGCACACAGUGUUCGUUUGCACAGCUUGUCAGCGCGUUAUCAUGACUUCUAUUUGGCACCGGCCCGUCUGUCCACUGUCCUGGCUUGUUCCAAGCGCUGCCUUCUCCAGCUGGGGUCCUGGCUGCAGAGCUGUCUGCUCCCCACGUUGGGCAACUCCAGCCAAGAUUCCUACACCCAAAUGUGACCGUGUUGC
Molecule: messenger RNA, 832 nt
Organism: Pan troglodytes (chimpanzee)
Lineage: Eukaryota; Metazoa; Chordata; Mammalia; Primates; Hominidae
Product: DNA damage up-regulated protein
Exons: 1
Coding region: 124-684 (186 amino acids)
Source: RefSeq, a predicted model, not a curated record